This is a messenger RNA of Cordyceps militaris CM01, 1086 nucleotides long. RefSeq names its product tyrosine phosphatase. The record is from RefSeq and is a predicted model, not a curated record. Gene Ontology annotation, biological process: protein dephosphorylation. The transcript is spliced from 4 exons. The coding region runs from base 1 to 1086 and encodes 361 amino acids. Gene Ontology annotation, molecular function: inositol diphosphate tetrakisphosphate diphosphatase activity; phosphatase activity. Gene Ontology annotation, cellular component: cytoplasm. Lineage: Eukaryota; Fungi; Ascomycota; Sordariomycetes; Hypocreales; Cordycipitaceae.
AUGGCCCAGCGUAACUCUCGCGUAUACGCUGAAGACGCCAUCUUCUUUGAAGAUUCGAGCUACACGUCCUCCACAGACCGCUCAUCUUCUUCUGGAUCUUCUUACCAUUCCAGGCGGAGUUCCCGGAGUUCAUUCAGAGAAGAGAUAUACCAGUGUGCUCCUGAAAUGGAAGAAGGAUUGCGCAAUGGCGCGCCCAUCAAAGAGGCCCUGCGUUACCAGAGCAGUAUCACCGGUGCCAGAGAUUUUACUCUCGAAAAGUCAGGUAUGCAGCCAGCAGUAUCGCUUCCGAAGUCCUCGUCUCCUAAUAUGGACCCGACAGCCAAACUACCGACGUUGCUUCCCACCAUCCACCAGUCAGUCGAGUAUCCUGUCGUGCCUCUGGACGGCCGUCCACUCAACUUUGGCGUGGUUGUUCCUGGCUUUUAUCGUAGCAGCUACCCAAAGCAGCACGAUUUCGAUUUUAUCAAGAGCCUCAAGCUCAAGACCAUUGUGACCCUGGUCAAGAAGGACGAGUUCCAGGAUGACCUGGCAGCCUUUGCCGACGUCAACGGUAUCCGCCAAGUCACCUUCGACAUGAAAGGCACCAAGAAGGAGGCCAUCCCGCUCGAUACCAUGGCCGACAUCCUUCAACUGACCCUGGACAAGCGAAACUACCCCCUCCUUGUCCACUGCAACCACGGCAAGCACCGCACCGGUUGUGUCGUUGCCGCCGCGCGCAGAGUCGCAGGUUGGGAAGUUGACCCCGCGCUGGAAGAGUACAGGGCAUUCGCCUCACCCAAGACUCGCGACUGCGAUAUCGACUACAUAAACGCCUUCCAGUCUUCUCUAAUACCGAGAUUUGAAGACGACAUUGUUCCGCACAAACCUGUCCAGGUCAAGACAUUUCGCCUCGCUGCAAACACUCUAGACGCAAGAUGGUGGCGAGCGGAGGCUGUGCUCUCUUUGAACUUGAUAACUGUUGAAGAAUUUUCGCGUGCCGUGUCGAACAAAUCGCAGUGCGUGAUCCAGCCGAGUGCAGUUGAUGUGGGUGAAGGUUCACCCACGACUCUCCUCCCUCCACAGCCUACCGACCAUAACUCCUCAUAG